CGAUCGAAAAAACGCCAACGUGACAUGUCGUUCUCGCCGUGAUUGACAAUUCAAAAGUCUUGGACAUUGUUGACAGAUUCCUGAAAAUUUGGACGGAAGCCCUAUAUAUGCAACACCGAAAGCGCGUUCGCUGUCUUUCGGAGAUCGCAGUGGUGUUCACGAGUCAGCGAGAGGUUAGGUUCCUCUAGGCUGUCACGAUGAGCCUACGCGAGCGUCAGAUAAACGCCUUGAAGCAGAUGCUGAAUCUGAAUCGGCCCGAGUCGCGGCACGAGGAGGCGAUGCCGACGUGGAAGCUUCUCAUCUACGAUCGCCUCGGCCAGGACAUCAUAUCGCCGCUCAUCUCCGUGAAGGAGCUGCGCGAACUCGGUAUCACGUUGCACAUGCAAUUGCACUCGGACCGUGACCCCAUCCCCGAGGUGCCGGCCAUCUAUUUCUGCGCACCCACGGACGAGAAUCUUGGCAGGAUUGGCCAGGAUCUGCAGAAUGGUCUGUACGACAUCUACCACUUGAACUUCAUCUCACCGAUCUCCCGGCAGAAGAUGGAAGACCUGGCAGCCGCGGCGUUGCUCGGCGGCGUCGUCGCCAGCAUCCACAAGGUGUUCGAUCAGUACUUGAAUUUUAUCACCUUGGAGGAUGACCUGUUUAUCCUGCGCCAUCAGAACAGCGACAUGAUAUCCUAUCACGCGAUCAAUCGCGGCGAUGUCAAAGAUAGCGAGAUGGAGUCUGUCAUGAAUGUUAUCGUAGACUGUCUGUUUUCAGUGUUCGUCACUUUAGGCACUGUACCCAUUAUAAGAUGUCCCAGAGGCAAUGCGGCAGAGAUGGUUGCCAAAAUGAUUGACAAGAAGCUGCGGGAGAAUGUUUGGGACGCCAGGAACAAUCUCUUCGAGGGCGAGGCCUGCGCGACCGGGCAUUACAGUUUUCAGAGACCUCUGCUUAUUGUACUGGACCGUAAUGUUGACAUGGCCACACCGCUGCAUCACACAUGGACGUAUCAAGCACUGGCACAUGAUGUUCUGGAGAUGGCACUUAACAGGCUGGUUGUAGAAGAAAAUGUAGGACGAUCUCCAGCUGGUGGAACACGUUCCAAGACGCGCGCCUACGAGUUGGACAACAGAGAUCGUUUUUGGUGCCAGCAUAAGGGCAGUCCUUUCCCCAGAGUAGCGGAGGCUAUACAGGAGGAACUAGAGCAGUAUCGCACCUUCGAAGAGGACGUGAAGAAGCUUAAAUCUUCUAUGGGCAUUGAUAACGACAGCGAAGUGGCGGUGUCUAUGGUGUCUAAUAAUACUGCACGCUUGACGAGUGCAGUGAAUUCGUUGCCGCAGCUUUUGGAGAUGAAACGCUUGAUAGAUAUGCAUACAUCGGUGGCCACAGGUAUUUUAAACGCCAUCAAGUCGAGACGACUCGAUACUUUCUUUGAACUGGAGGAGAAAAUUAUGAGCAAGCAAACGCUCGACCGAAGCGUGCUGGAGACCAUCGGCGACCCGGAUUGCGGUACUCCCGAGGAUAAAUUACGUCUAGCUAUUAUCUAUUAUAUUUGUACGAAUAUGUCUGACGCAGAGUAUAAUAAGCUAGAGGCUGCUCUGACCACGGCCGGCUGCGACCUGAAUCCCCUGGUCUACCUCAAACGAUUACGCAGUUACACCAGGAUAGCCGAGAUCCAGAGCAGCUACGAAGGAGGCGGCACCAAGACCGUCAGCAUGUUCUCCAAGCUGAUGAAUCAGGGCUCGUCAUUCGUCAUGGAGGGCGUGAAAAAUCUGGUGGUGAAGAAGCACAAUCUACCCGUCACCAAGAUAGUGGAUGAACUGAUGGAGUCCAAGCAAUCCUCGCGGACGGAGGAUUAUCUCUAUCUCGAUCCGAAGCAGCUCAAGCAUACCGAGCAGAUGCCGAAGAAUCGACCAACGUUUCAGGAUGUGAUAGUCUUUGUGGUGGGUGGCGGCAAUUAUAUAGAGUAUCAGAACCUGGUGGACUAUGUGAAACAACGAAGUGGCGCCGGGGUAAACAAACGGGUGAUUUACGGUUCCACGACUUUUAUUAAUGCCAAGCAAUUGCUGAAACAACUUUCUCUGCUCGGCCAGGAAGUUCAUUCGUGAACACGAUUCGCUAUAUUUGUCAUUCGCGACGAUUAUGUAUUCUCUUUUCAUUUCUCACUCUUUCUUUCUCUUUCGUCGACGCACAAGUUGACAGUCACGUUUUCUUUUUUAAAUAAGAUUGUUGAUAGUUUUUGUAUAAAGUACGUAUGAUAUAAAUAAAAUCAGGUUCGUUAUUUUUAA
Nylanderia fulva is the source of this 2270-nucleotide messenger RNA. It is a transcript of the gene Slh, whose product is annotated as sec1 family domain containing Slh. Gene Ontology annotation, biological process: vesicle-mediated transport. The record is from RefSeq and is a predicted model, not a curated record. Lineage: Eukaryota; Metazoa; Arthropoda; Insecta; Hymenoptera; Formicidae.